Messenger RNA from Papaver somniferum (opium poppy), 2091 nucleotides. RefSeq names its product DNA repair protein RadA-like. The record is from RefSeq and is a predicted model, not a curated record. Bases 200 to 1915 code for a protein of 571 amino acids. The transcript has a single exon. NCBI's taxonomy places the organism in Eukaryota, Viridiplantae, Streptophyta, Magnoliopsida, Ranunculales, Papaveraceae. Gene Ontology annotation, biological process: recombinational repair. Gene Ontology annotation, molecular function: damaged DNA binding; ATP-dependent DNA damage sensor activity; ATP hydrolysis activity.
GGGUAGAGAGCGACGGAUGAGGUCAUGAGAUUGAGAUUGUCGGAUUCUUAUGUCCGAUGAUACACAAGCAUUUACCACUCCACUGCUCAUUUUAUAAAAUGAAAUAUUGCGGGAAUGGAAGCGACGUAAAACCCCCAGGAAAACCCUAGAAAGUAAAUAAAAGUAUAGAACCAGAUAGAUUCCAAUUCUCUUCAUCCAAAUGGAAAUCUCAGAUAUCCCAUCUUUUCAAAAUCUGUAUCACCAUAGAGAACACCAUCUCAAUCUCACAAAAACAAAAUUCACUCCUAAUAAUAACCCCAAUUUCUUCUUCUCAUCAAAAAAUCAUUCUCACAACAAGCAACCAAGAAGAACUAGUAUCCAUUCGAUUGUUUGCCAAACCAAAAACAAUGAAGAAGAAGAGGAAAAACUAAAACCAAUUGGGAGUGGAAACUCUAGGUUCAGGUCAAAAUCACAAGAUUUUGUUAUAAAGAAGUCAAAGGGGAAGAGUAGAAUGAUAUGGGUUUGUUCCACUUGUGGAAAUUCAUCAUCACAAUGGUGGGGGAGUUGUAAAUCUUGUGAAGCUAUGGGUACAAUGACUCAGACGUCAGUGUCACAGACUGAAUUUGUUGAGGAUAAAUCAAGGAAAUCAUGGAUAGUACCGCGUAAAACAGACGAGUUAGGACCGCAGAGGUUGACUGACGUGAAUAAGGGGGUGAAUCAGUUAACUUGGAGAAUCCCAUUAUCUGGAGUUUUUGGUGCUGAAGUAUCUAGGGUGCUUGGAGGUGGUCUGGUCCCAGGUUGUUUGGUUUUAGUUGGUGGUGAUCCUGGUGUGGGAAAAAGUACAUUGUUGUUGCAAAUUGCUGCAAUGGUGGCUCAAGGGGGUGAUUCUGGUGGCCCAGCUCCAGUUUUGUAUAUCUCUGGUGAAGAGAGUGUUGAGCAAAUUGGUAAUAGAGCGGAUCGUAUGGGAAUGGGAAUCGGAACGGAAGAAUUGUUCUUGUACUCGAGUACAGAUAUUGAGGAUAUACUGGAGAAAGCUCAAUUGCUUUCUCCUCGGGCACUUAUUAUUGAUUCUAUUCAGACAAUGUAUUUGAAGGGGGUGUCUGGAAGUGCAGGAGGUAUCAUGCAGGUAAAUGAAUGCACUUCUACUCUGUUGAGGUACGCAAAAAGCACUGAUGUGCCUGUAUUUUUGAUUGGGCAUGUGACCAAAACUGGUGAGAUAGCAGGACCUCGUGUCUUAGAGCACAUUGUGGAUGUUGUUUUGUAUAUGGAGGGGGAGAGGUACUCGUCUCAUAGGUUCCUUCGGUCAGUCAAGAACCGGUUUGGGUCCACAGAUGAGCUUGGAGUGUUUGAAAUGUCACAGUCUGGUCUGCAAGCUGUCUCAAACCCUAGUGAGAUAUUCUUAAGUGAGCAGCAGUUGGAUUUCGAUGUUUUAGCUGGACUUGCUAUUGCUGUAAUUGUUGAUGGAUCUCGAACUUUUCUGAUUGAGAUUCAGGCGUUAUGCACUCCUGGCAUGCCAGUUUCAGGGAGUGUUACGGGAAUCCCGCAGAGCAGAUUUAACAUGAUCACUCGUGUUCUGAUGAAGCAAGCAGGUCUAAAGCUUCAAGACAAUGUCAUUUUUGUAAAUGUAGUUAGUGGAGUCAAAUUGACUGACACUGCUGGUGAUCUUGCAAUAGCAGCUGCAAUAUGCAGCAGUUUCCUGGAGUCCCCUAUUCCCAAUGAUGUUGCAUUCAUUGGAGAGAUUGGCCUUGGUGGUGAACUUCGUGGGGUCUCAAGAAUGGAGAAGAGGGUGAAUGCUGUGUCCAAAUUGGGAUAUAGAAAAUGCAUUGUUCCGAAAUCAGCUGAGAAAUCUCUUGCAUCCCUUGAUCUCGGAGGAAUGAAGGUUUUGGGCUGCAAGAACUUGAAGGAAGUAAUAAACACCGUCUUUGGGAGCAAUUGACCUCUUGCCCAUUUCUUCUGAAUUCUGCAUUGAGUUGGUGCCUAUUUACAUGGCAGUGUUGAUUUGAAAGCUUGUAUAGUUGGCUAGAGUUCUGCUCUUGCCUCAGUCAGGCAGUGAAGCAAUGUUAAUGUAUUAUCUUGAAGAUCAGAAUCAUAGCUGUCAUCGUCUUUCAGUUA